This is a messenger RNA of Rubroshorea leprosula, 2568 nucleotides long. Lineage: Eukaryota; Viridiplantae; Streptophyta; Magnoliopsida; Malvales; Dipterocarpaceae. The record is from the annotation of a GenBank genome assembly.
AGGACUCGGUCUCUGGUCCUCUUCUACACCCAAAACUCCACCAAACCGCGUUUCUCCUCCCUACCAAUGUCUCCUCCACCUUUUGGUCCCUUAAAACCAACAGCGCCCUCUUCUCCCCUAUCCUCUUUUAAUUUUCCCACCAUGAGAUUCAUUCCUUCAUCAUUUCCAUGGAUAAUUCUUCAUUUUCUUUCUUGAUUUUCCUCCUCUUCUUUUCUUUUCAUCCUUUCUACUCUGCUUCUUCAUUCCCCACUUUCUCAAUCUCUGAAACUUCAAACCAGACAUUAAUUUGCGCCUUGGUUCAGCCCUCUCGCUGCCGACAACCUUCUGUUAAUUGUUCCAGUUUCCCUUCAGGUUCAGGGAUUCAGACUCUGGAGAUUCCUUAUGUUUCUGGGAUUUCUGGGAUCAUAGGCGGAGAUGGGUUCUUUUGUACGUUGAGGUUUGGGUCAAUUAUUCGCUGUUGGAGAUUCUCCAAUAUGUCGUCCGCUGUGUCGCCCAAGGCCAAGAGAAUUCGCAGUGGUCCUCCCCUGACCCAACUUGAAGCUGGAAAUUCCCAUUUUUGUGGUCUUGUUAAUGGGACCAAUAACCUCCGGUGUUGGCAAUGGCCGGAAUUCAACAGGAGUUGGGUUCAGAGCUUUUCGAAUAUCACCGUUGGUGGAGAAUUUGUUUGUGGGUUAUUGGAAACUGGAGAAAUUAGAUGCAAAGGAAAUAUUAAUGGUUCUAUCGGAGAGUGGCCGAAGGGAAAUAAUUACAGAGUGAUUUCGGCAGGAUUAAGGCAUGCUUGUGUGAUUAAUUCAAGUGGCGAUUUGAAUUGUUGGGGAGAUAUAGAUAGGAUGGAUAAGGCUCCACAGGGGAAGUUCCUGGCAUUGGCUUUAGGGGAAAAUCGGAGCUGUGCCUUGAGGACUGAUGAAACGGUUGUUUGUUGGGGGCAGAAUAAUUUCACGUUACCGGAGAGUUUGCAGGAGACGUAUUUCCUUGCCAUUGAAGCAAAGAGAAGUGUUUUCUGCGGCGUAGUCAAGUCAAAUUACUCUCUGUUUUGUUGGGGUAAUGAGAUUUUCAACACCAGUUUCAUGGUGUUUUCCGAGAUAUUGCCGGGGUCAUGCAGGAAUCAAAGUCAAUGUCCCUGUGGCCCAUUGACAGGAUCAUCAGAGUUUUGCGGCAGCGGUCAAUCUAUCUGCCAAUCCUGUCCAGAACAUAUUCCACCGUGGCCAGUGGUGCCGCCAUCACCACAACCAUCAGCUUCCCCUGCACUGCGGCAAAGCAGCAGUGGUUGGAAUGGUAGAAUGCUAGCUUUCCUAGUAGUGGGAUGUGUAGGAUCCUCCUCUAUGCUGCUAGUUAUUGGGUUCUUUUUAUUUAGAUAUUGCAAAGGCAGAGGAUGUAGAGUCCAUGAUUCUGGACGCUUGGAUGAGGCCGGUGAUCUACCGGAAGAAGGUGGUGCUGGCCAGCCGCAACCACCACUGCCCCUGCCACCACCACCAGUUCUAGAAAAGCGUCUAAGCCAAUUGACUAGCAUAGGAACAUCCCACUUGGAGGAAUUCUCCAUACAGGUUUUGCUCCAAGCCACCAAUAAUUUCUCGGAUGAACACAAAAUUGGUUCAGGCAGCUUUGGCUCAGUCUACCAUGCAACGCUAGACGACGGUCGUGAAGUAGCAGUCAAGCGAGCUGAGCUGUCCGCCACUUCAUCCUACGCAUUCGGUAACAAGAGACAGGGUCAAGAGGACAAAGACCUUGCCUUCCUAAACGAGCUGGAAUCUCUGUGCCGUCUGCACCACAAGAACCUCGUGCGCCUCCUCGGAUUCUGUGAAGACUGCAACGAGCGCGUGCUUGUUUACGAGUACAUGAGUAACGGCACCCUCCAUGACCAUCUCCACAAGCUCGAUGACUCGCCAUUGAUGUCAUGGGUUGCCCGGAUCAAGGUCGCACUAGACGCAGCGAGGGGAAUUCAGUAUUUACACGAGUUUGCAGUUCCCCCAAUCAUUCACCGUGACAUAAAGUCAUCAAAUAUCCUACUUGAUGAAAUAUGGACUGCCAAGGUAUCCGAUUUUGGUCUAUCCUUGAUGGGUCCUAAGGAAGACGAGUCUCCCUUGUCACUUCGCGCAGCGGGCACGGUUGGCUACAUGGACCCUGAGUACUACAGGUUGCAACUAUUAACCUCGAAGAGUGAUGUCUACAGUUUUGGGGUCGUAUUGCUAGAAUUAUUGUCAGGGUAUAAGGCAAUUCACCGGAAUGAGAACGACGUUCCAAGGAAUGUGGUAGAUUAUGUGGUGCCAUAUAUCUUUAAAGAUGAAAUUCACAGAGUAUUGGACCAGAGGGUGCCACCACCAACACCAUUUGAAAUAGAAGCAGUGGCACAUGUAGGGUACAUUGCGGCAGAUUGUGUGACGCGAGAAGGCCGAGACAGGCCUUCUAUGUCUGUCAUUGUAAAUAGCUUAGAAAGAGCAUUACUUGCUUGUGUGGUACACCCUUCACUCUCUCGCUCCACAACAGGGCGAGAAUCAAUCCACUCUCUGUAAUUAAAGGAAAAAUUAUUUUUGUUCAUUCUUUUCGUUCAAAUGAAAAUACAUUUUUGAA